Leishmania major strain Friedlin is the source of this 1506-nucleotide messenger RNA. RefSeq lists its product as hypothetical. Lineage: Eukaryota; Euglenozoa; Kinetoplastea; Trypanosomatida; Trypanosomatidae. The transcript has a single exon. The coding region runs from base 1 to 1506 and encodes 501 amino acids. The record is from RefSeq and is a predicted model, not a curated record.
AUGCAGACCGGCUCUGACGUGUUCAUGAACAUCAUCCUCGCCACCCUGAAGGCCAGCAACGAGCUCGUUGACGGCGAGACCUUCGAAUUAGUGAGUGGGAACCCGGCACUGCUGAAAGUUUUCCUUGAUUCUGGCCGCGUCGACAUUGACGAGCCUCGCGUGCAGUCGGUGGUGCAAGCCAAGCUUGACGAGGUGCUUGCCGGCGAUCCCUACGACGGCGACGUCGUGUCUGGCGAUCUGCUCAACUAUGUCCGGGCUCUCUGCAGCAUCCGCACAAGUCGCAUCACCUUUCAGCAGAUGGUGCUCCUGCGCUACUCCGGUUUCGACUACGUGGAGCUGCUCAUCGACUACCCGUAUCUGCUGGAAAAUUUGGAGAAACCCAGCUUCUGCAUCUUCUUUGUCUUCGACGUGCUGCACUACAUCAGCAUCGCGAUUAGCUGGAUUGGCGUGCUGGUGACGUUGACGUUCACCGCCAUGGUACUGUGGUCGGUGGUGUUUUGGUUUCAGCAGCCCGAGCACCGCAACAACGGCUACUGGAUCAUCAUCACAUACGUUGGCGGCUACGUGGUGAGUCUUGUCGCCACCAUGCGCGCGGAGGAAGGCAAGAUCAAGCGCUAUGAGAAUCAAGUGUGGCACUACCCGGACAACAUCUUUCGGAUUGUACCCAUCAUCCCUGUGUACGAGAUCAUGCUUAGCUACGUGUCGCUGCGGUACGAGAUUUCGGCCAACGCGAAGAGUUUUUUCAUUAUCCGGUACGAUCUGCGCAACGGUACCCUUGUCCAGCACAUUACCAACGGCUGCUUUUACGCCCUGCCGCAAAUGAUUCUGCAGACAUUCCUCUUCAUCAGCGAUAUUCACCGAAGCAAUCACUACCUUCAUGUCGCGUGUUACUGGCUACUCCUGGGCUGCUCGCUGACGUUGAUAACCAUGUCGAUAUUCGCCUACCACCGCAUUGCCUUCUUCACGCACUCGUGCAACGGCUGCGGGUUUGCGGUUCUAUCGAGCCAAAGCACCAGCACCAAAGACCACACGCGCGUGCUCGCCCGCCGCGUCCGUCCCUCUGACAUCGUCACAAAGGUGCUUAUCUUCUUCACCAUAUACUUUUUUGUUGCCCAGACGGUGACCCUUGUCGUGCUGAUGCUCGACCUGCGCUCCUGCGCGAGAACCGCGAUUAUCUUCCCCGCCAUCUACAUGUCCGUUCUCGGCCUCUCUAUCAUUGUAAUCGUGGUUGUGUACUUCAACCUGCCCUUCUCGCGAGGCAUGGGUGCCAUCGGUAUCCCCGUGAUGCUAAUGCAAAUUGCCUUUCUCGUGUACGCUAACGUGGGUGCGACGAGUCGAGAGUGCGUUGUCUUCAAACCCUCCUUCAGCAAGUGGAUGAUACCAAGCCUCGCAAUCUUCGGGUUGAUGUGCCUGUCCAUCGUCGCCUGGUUAACGAUGUUGUUAUUCGAGCUCUUUCGCGGAGUGCGCAUUACGCAGCGGGCUGUCGAUCACUACAUCCUGGCGUAG